Prorocentrum cordatum is the source of this 6585-nucleotide messenger RNA. The record is from the annotation of a GenBank genome assembly. NCBI's taxonomy places the organism in Eukaryota, Dinophyceae, Prorocentrales, Prorocentraceae.
AUGGAGUGGGCGAGUCGCGCCGCCGGCGCGGUGGGGGGCCCCGCUCAUCUCGGCGCCGCCUGGUACGGGCAGCACUGCACCUGCCACGUGGACCUGGGCGAGGUCUGUUCGUCCGACAAGGACCUGAUCAGGCUGCUCGAGGGGCAGCUCCAGCGGUGCGGACCGGCGAACCUCACGGUGCCGGCGCCGUGCCCUGUGCCGGAGUGCUCCGGCCACCCAGGGAGCGUGGUCUUCCUCGCCUCGCUCCUCGCCUUCUUCGCGGGAGCGGUCGUCUCGGCUGGGGGCAUCUGGGCCUGGUCGCAGCGCCAGUCUCGACGAGCCUGGCAGGGGUCUCGCCCGUCGGUCGCCGAGCAGCGGGUGCUCGUCUUCUACGACCCGGACCCCAGCGAGCUGCUAUGGCAUGAGCGCCUCUUGUGCGCUCACGUGCGGGCGAACGACUGGAUCGUGGCGACGCCCGACAGAGACAUCUACCUCGAGGACUUGGAGGGUGGUAUCGAGGGCAUGGUUCCGCUUGGCCCGAUGGGCGGCCUUCCUGUCGGGUGGUCGCGGGGGCCCACUUACUUGUUCCGCAACUCGGCGCAGGGCCCCCUCAGCAAGGCGGAGAGCGGCCGCUUGCAGGCGGAGGGCGAGGAGCUGGCCGUGGCCGAACGUGCUGGACUCGCUGCGGGUGCGCCGCCUCCGCUGCCCCCCCCGCUCGAGGCGCCGCCGGCGCUGGGCGCGGGGGGCGCCCCUGACCUGGGCGAAGGCGAGUGGCGCUUCAUGGAGUCUCGCGGCGGGGCAUGCCUGGGCGAGCGCGUGCCAGCUGGCCUCCUGGAGUCGGGCGUCUGCGUGGGGGACAGAGGGAUUGUCAAGUCCGAGGGCGUCCCCGUCUCUUGCCGCUUCUUCAAGGCCGGCGAGCAGAUGCCGACCCCUCGUGGCGACGGCGGGCCUGUCGAUUCUCCAGGGGAGCUCAGGACCCUUCCCGUCAAGUACGAGACAGCCGAGUCCCGGCACCGCUCGUGCAAGGAGGCCGCGGCGCUGACGACGACGACGAACUUCGAGGAUUGGCCGAUCAGCGGUCCGAGGACGGCGGAGUGGCUUGCACGGGAGAUCGCCCGCCAGGAGUUGACUCCCGUGAGACGUCACUACUGGUGGCGCCAGCUUCUCAGCCUCGGUCCCUCCGACUGGGGAGUGGGGGAGCACGAGGCGCUCAGCCGGCUCUUCGAGUACGCCCUGACGUACGACCAGCUGAACUUUGGAGAGCUCGCGUCGCUUGAGCUCGCGGGGCGCCGCUACCAGCUUCUGGAGGAGAAGUACGCGCGCAUGCUGGUGGAGGCGACCGCUGGUGGCGACGGCGCUCACUUGGACAACGACCGCCUGUUCAUGGGCGAGGAGCGUCGCCACGGCCGGGCGCUCGUCGCGCCCGCUCUGGAGUCGUGGGUAUCCCAGAGGCUGGCCGAGGAGAGCGCGGUGCUGAAGGAGCGACGCAAGGCGAUGGAGGAGCGUCAGCUGGCGCGCUCCACCGAGGUCGCUCCCGCGGGCGGCCGCGGCGCGGAUGACGACAAGAACAGGAUGGCGAGCGGCCUCGGUGAUUCAGGUGAGGUCCAUGAGUGGGCUCGCGACCUGCUGCCGCUGCCCACGGGACGCUGCCUCGCGGCUCUCCUGGAGGGCAUGUCGCCGGCGGUGCUGGGGGCGUCGCGCUGCGCGGAUCGGCGGCGGGCUCGUCGGCGGAACGCAGAGGCGUGGCUGCAGCAGGGCAUCGCGACGCUCAACACUCUGGGAGGGCGUGGAGAGAGCUGGGACCCCAAAGUGCUGCCGGGCGCGAUCCAGCGCCAGGCUUUGGCCUCCCUGGCCCGGGCCUACCACUCUGUUCCAGGUCCGCCUGCCGACCUCACCGCCUCGGGAGCGUGGAGUGCGCUCCGGGGUAGCGGCUCCGGCUAUGCCUGUGGAGGCGUAGUCGCCGGAGAGUUUGCGACCUACCAGCGCGGCAGGCUUGCUCUGCCGGCGGUCGGCGCGGAGGCGAUCGAUCUCGUCGACUGCCUGCCCGACCACUACCAGAAGUUGCUGGAGGCUAGCGAGCUCCUUGGCCCGGCCAUGGACCCGAUCCUGUCGCGGUCGCCGGGCAAGUUCGCCGAGUUUUUGACCAGUGCCUUUGACUCCGGAGUCGUGGAGCCCGCGACCGAGGUUCGCAGUUUUGUUGGAGUCUUUUUCGUUCGCAAGAAGGACGGCUCGCUGAGGGUCAUCUUCGACCCUAGAAUGACGAAUGCACGAUUUCUGCCACCUGAUCGCGUGGCUUUGGCCUCGCCCGAGGCCCUCGGGGACCUGGAGCUCCCCGCGGGGCAGCAGCUGUGGGUGUCCGAGGGUGACGUCGAGAACUGCUACUACCAGUUCCUCCUGCCCGCCGACCUCCGGGCCGACUUUGUGCUGCCGGCCGUCCCGAAGCGGUUCCUGCCGGCCAGGCUGAGGGAGCGCUUUCCUCAGGAUGCGCAGAGCGUGCACUUCCAGGUGCGCGUCGUGCCGAUGGGCUGGAGCUGGGCCGUUGCGCUGGUGCAGGCCGCCAACGCGGAGCAGCUGAAGACCGGCCCUUGGGGCGCACGCCGCUGGCUGUGCAACCGCCGCUGCGCGCCGUCUGUCGCAGCGCGUGAGCCGGCCGCGCUCCUGUAUAUUGACAACUUCGCGGCGCUUGGCACCGACAAGGCGGCGGUCGCGCGGGACGGCGACGCGAUGGAGGCGAGGCUGAGGGGCCUUGGUCUGUCGACUCACGCGGUGUCCGGGCCGCAGCUGGAGGUUGACCUGCUUGGGUUCCGCGUCGACGGGCGGAAGGGAGCCGUGCACAUCGCGCCCCUGCGGUUCUGGCGGCUGGUCCUCGCCCUCGAGCACAUUGCAGGGCACCCUAUGCUGACCGGAGCGGAGCUGGAGCGGCUGGUGGGCCACGUGACGCACGUGCUGCUCCUGAGGCGUGAGCUGCUCAGCUUGCUGAACGCCUGCUACGUCUUCAUUAGCAAGUGCUACGACAGGCGGGUGCGUUUGUGGCCAUCUGUCCUCAAGGAGCUCGACUGGCUGCGCUCCCUGCUGCCGCUGGUCUGGGCCGACCUGCGCGGCGCCUGGGCGCCCACAGUGACGGCCGUGGACGCUUCGAUGACCGGGUUCGGAGUGGUCGAGAGGACCGUCAGCCCGGACGUCGUCGGCUCCGUCGGGCGCGUGCGGGAGCGCUGGCGUUUCAAGGAGGAGGAGCUGGUGGCCGAGGGGUCCCGGGCUCGCGCCUUGAGAGAAGGUGCGCCUGUUGACUCGUCCUUCCCUGACGUGCCUGCCAGCCUCUGCAAGUCGACGGACUGGAGGCGGUGUCCCCCGGCCGCGGCAGGCGAGCUGCCUCGCCAGCGGUCCCUCGGGCGCGGCCGCGGUCAGGCGAGGCGGCGCGGGCGCCCGCAGGCCGGUGCCGCGCGUCGCACGGCGCUGCCCUGGCACCGCCUCCUGGGCUCGAGUGUUUCGGGCCUCGAGCUGGAGUCGGUGAGGCCCUCGACCCAGCAGACCUACCUCCGAUUCUUGCAUGGCCUGUGCACCUGGCUGGGCCUGGCGCGUCUGCCGACCUGGAGUGCGCCGGAGUGGGGCGAUGCGCUGCUGCAGUACCUGCACGACGAGUUCGAAGCGGGUGCGAGGCCGCACGGAGCUGCCAAGUUGCUGUCGGCCCUCCUGUGGGCCCGGCCCGGGCUGGGGCGGCCGCUACGAGUGGUCCUUCCCAGGUGCAGCCGGGCUCUGCUGGGCUGGAAGCGACGGCAGCCCGGCCAGUCCCGUCCUCCUCUGCCGUGGAUAGUGCUGUGUGGAGUGCUGGAGAUCCUCCUCAUGCGCGGGCUUCGGUUCAUGGCGUGCGCGCUGGCCCUGAUGUUCCACUGCUACCUUCGACCAGGAGAGCUGCUGGCGCUGCGGGGCUUCCAGCUGGUGCCCCCGGCGCCGGGUCUCAGCGGAGGCUUCCGCUGGUGGACGCUGCUGCUGCACCCAGAGGAGCUUCAGAUCCCGAGCAAGACGGGGGAGCUGGACGACUCCCUGCCGCUGGACGUGCCAGAGCUGCAGUGGCUCACGCCGCUCCUUCUCGAGCUGCGUGCGACGGUCAAGCCCCUCGAGCCGCUCUGGAGUUUCGACUACGUGCAGCUGCGCGCCGAGUUCGAGGGCGCGCUAGCGGCGCUCGGGCUCCUCCACCUGGGGGCGACGCUGUACAGCCUCCGGCACGGAGGCGCGAGCCACGACAGGAUCGUCGACCGGCGGUCCUUGGAGGAGGUCGCCAAGCGCGGCCGGUGGCGCGCGCGCCUGUCGGUGAGGCGGUACGAGAAGCACGGCCGGCUGGCGCUGCAGGUCGCGCGGGUGCCCGCCGCUGUCCAGCGGCACCUGCGCCUCAGCGAGCAGAGGUUGGCCGACCUGUUCGCGAACGCCUCUGCGCUGCGCUCGGCCGGGUCAGCCCGCGGCCUCACCGUCCUGGAGUGGGACAUCGUUCGAAGUCCCAUGUUUGACCUCACCAACCGCGCGGCCGUCGAGACUCUGAAGGGCUGGAUUCUCAGUGGUGAGGUGAGCCAGACGAGCCGCCUGGUGAACCUUGAAUCGCUUGUCAAGGAGCUCGACUGGCUGCGCUCCCUGCUGCCGCUGGUCUGGGCCGACCUGCGCGGCGCCUGGGCGCCCACAGUGACGGCCGUGGACGCUUCGAUGACCGGGUUCGGAGUGGUCGAGAGGACCGUCAGCCCGGACGUCGUCGGCUCCGUCGGGCGCGUGCGGGAGCGCUGGCGUUUCAAGGAGGAGGAGCUGGUGGCCGAGGGGUCCCGGGCUCGCGCCUUGAGAGAAGGUGCGCCUGUUGACUCGUCCUUCCCUGACGUGCCUGCCAGCCUCUGCAAGUCGACGGACUGGAGGCGAGCUGCCUCGCCAGCGGUCCCUCGGGCGCGGCCGCGGUCAGGCGAGGCGGCGCGGGCGCCCGCAGGCCCUCGACCCAGCAGACCUCGCUCCCCCUCGACCCAGCAGACCAAGUCCAGCGAGUCGGGAGUUCGCCCCCCCAUGGAGUGGGCGAGUCGCGCCGCCGGCGCGGUGGGGGGCCUCGCUCAUCUCGGCGCCGCCUGGUACGGGCAGCACUGCACCUGCCACGUGGACCUGGGCGAGGUCUGUUCGUCCGACAAGGACCUGAUCAGGCUGCUCGAGGGGCAGCUCCAGCGGUGCGGACCGGCGAACCUCACGGUGCCGGCGCCGUGCCCUGUGCCGGAGUGCUCCGGCCACCCAGGGAGCGUGGUCUUCCUCGCCUCGCUCCUCGCCUUCUUCGCGGGAGCGGUCGUCUCGGCUGGGGGCAUCUGGGCCUGGUCGCAGCGCCAGUCUCGACGAGCCUGGCAGGGGUCUCGCCCGUCGGUCGCCGAGCAGCGGGUGCUCGUCUUCUACGACCCGGACCCCAGCGAGCUGCUAUGGCAUGAGCGCCUCUUGUGCGCUCACGUGCGGGCGAACGACUGGAUCGUGGCGACGCCCGACAGAGACAUCUACCUCGAGGACUUGGAGGGUGGUAUCGAGGGCAUGGUUCCGCUUGGCCCGAUGGGCGGCCUUCCUGUCGGGUGGUCGCGGGGGCCCACUUACUUGUUCCGCAACUCGGCGCAGGGCCCCCUCAGCAAGGCGGAGAGCGGCCGCUUGCAGGCGGAGGGCGAGGAGCUGGCCGUGGCCGAACGUGCUGGACUCGCUGCGGGUGCGCCGCCGGCGCUGGGCGCGGGGGGCGCCCCUGACCUGGGCGAAGGCGAGUGGCGCUUCAUGGAGUCUCGCGGCGGGGCAUGCCUGGGCGAGCGCGUGCCAGCUGGCCUCCUGGAGUCGGGCGUCUGCGUGGGGGACAGAGGGAUUGUCAAGUCCGAGGGCGUCCCCGUCUCUUGCCGCUUCUUCAAGGCCGGCGAGCAGAUGCCGACCCCUCGUGGCGACGGCGGGCCUGUCGAUUCUCCAGGGGAGCUCAGGACCCUUCCCGUCAAGUACGAGACAGCCGAGUCCCGGCACCGCUCGUACAAGGAGGCCGCGGCGCUGACGACGACGACGAACUUCGAGGAUUGGCCGAUCAGCGGUCCGAGGACGGCGGAGUGGCUUGCACGGGAGAUCGCCCGCCAGGAGUUGACUCCCGUGAGACGUCACUACUGGUGGCGCCAGCUUCUCAGCCUCGGUCCCUCCGACUGGGGAGUGGGGGAGCACGAGGCGCUCAGCCGGCUCUUCGAGUACGCCCUGACGUACGACCAGCUGAACUUUGGAGAGCUCGCGUCGCUUGAGCUCGCGGGGCGCCGCUACCAGCUUCUGGAGGAGAAGUACGCGCGCAUGCUGGUGGAGGCGACCGCUGGCGGCGACGGCGCUCACUUGGACAACGACCGCCUGUUCAUGGGCGAGGAGCGUCGCCACGGCCGGGCGCUCGUCGCGCCCGCUCUGGAGUCGCGGGUAUCCCAGAGGCUGGCCGAGGAGAGCGCGGUGCUGAAGGAGCGACGCAAGGCGAUGGAGGAGCGUCAGCUGGCGCGCUCCACCGAGGUCGCUCCCGCGGGCGGCCGCGGCGCGGAUGACGACAAGAACAGGCCCCCCAAGAGGCCGCCGAAGAAGGGCGGCCCGGGGGGAGGUGGCAAUUGA